Molecule: messenger RNA, 2227 nt
Organism: Trichomycterus rosablanca
Lineage: Eukaryota; Metazoa; Chordata; Actinopteri; Siluriformes; Trichomycteridae
Gene: pou5f3
Product: POU domain, class 5, transcription factor 3
Exons: 5
Coding region: 1-1416 (471 amino acids)
Biological process (GO): regulation of transcription by RNA polymerase II
Molecular function (GO): RNA polymerase II cis-regulatory region sequence-specific DNA binding; DNA-binding transcription factor activity, RNA polymerase II-specific
Source: RefSeq, a predicted model, not a curated record
AUGUCUGAUCGACCAGAAAGUCCUCCAACAGACUGCAAUAACCGGGCGUACGAUCUGUCCAGGUUUAUGAGCUCGUACUCAGGAGGGCCUGAAGGCCUUCAGUUCCCGCACAGCAUGCUCCAGGACCCGAGCCUACUCUUCAACAAGACGCCCUUUAACGGGCUCAACGGUGCUCCGACUCAAAGCUUCUUUUCUUUUCCGCCGGUCGGUGGAGACUUCAGGUCUAACGACGCCCAGGUGGGUGACUUCACCCAGCCCAAACACUGGUACCCCUUCACGGCCCCGGAGUACACCGGGCAGGUGGCUGGGGUCACCAAUGUUACACAGCCCACCAACCUUAGCCCUCCUAUCGCCGAGACCCGCGAGCAAAUCAAGAUGCCCGAGGUGAAGACCGAGAAAGACGAAAAUGAAGACUACGGAGGUUUGGAGACUAAACUUCACCCGCAGUUCCCAGGCCCUGGGAGCUCAGUGCCCGCCGGGGUGUACUACUCCGCUCCGGCACCAUGGGCUCCAGCCUUCUGGACCGGUCUGCCUCACAUCACAGCUCCCAAUAAUGUCGCGCAAGCCCCGCCGACUCCCUCUGCUUCAUCGCCGUCUUUAUCUCCUUCUCCUCCCGGGAACGGGUUCGGUAGUCCCGGCUUUUACAGCGCGGCCGCAGUGCAGCUCCCGGCCGCGACUCAGGCGCAAAACACCGCCCGCAGUAGCGGCUCGUCUAGCGGCGGCUGCAGCGACUCUGAGGAGGAGGAAAACUUGACCACAGAGGAGUUGGAGCAGUUUGCCAAAGAGCUGAAGCACAAGCGCAUCACCUUAGGCUUUACUCAAGCAGAUGUUGGACUUGCUCUUGGAAACCUAUACGGAAAGAUGUUCAGUCAGACGACCAUCUGUCGCUUUGAAGCUUUACAGCUCAGCUUUAAGAACAUGUGCAAGUUAAAGCCUCUGCUUCAGAAAUGGUUAAACGAAGCUGAAACCUCAGAAAACCCUCAAGAUAUGUACAAGGUUGAGCGAGUUUUUGUUGACACGAGGAAGAGAAAACGACGGACCAGCUUAGAGGGUUCGGUUCGCACCGCUCUGGAGUCCUACUUUCUCAAGUGCCCUAAGCCCAACACGCUGGAAAUAACUCACAUAUCCGACGACCUCGGUUUGGAGAGAGACGUGGUUCGUGUGUGGUUCUGUAACCGCAGACAGAAAGGCAAGCGCCUGGCUCUGCCGUUCGACGAGGAGGGCAUAGAGGGUCAAUACUACGAACAAAGCCAGACACCGCCUCAGCCCAUGGGUGGUGUGACCCAUCCAGGUCAGGUGUACCCGGGAGUGGCUCAUGCAGGUGGCAUGCCGACACUGUAUGUGCCGCAGCUUCACAGACCGGAUGUCUUCAAACAAGCCUUGCAUCCUGGACUAGUGGGUCACCUGUCCAGCUAAUCUGACUGAAUCUAGGUUUUACCCUUUCAUCUUACACAGGGUAUGGGGCAAUACGUCAAGUGAAGCUGCUGGUACUCGAAGUUACAGUCUGCUUCUGCUUUUACUCUUUUUACUUUUUUUUUUUUUCUUCUUCUUUUUCCAAUGUUGCUUCCAACGUGCUUUGCUGGUCUAGAAGAUGCAAAGUCGGUGAAAUCUGAGCGUUUUAUUUCAGAAAUGAACACUACAGGGAAGCUUGGUUUCCCAGUCUGCGUGUCUUGGAAUGUGAACUGCUUGGUUAUGAGAUACAUUUGCACAAGUCAUGGUUUUAAAGCAUGAGUUUACAAAAGAUUUUUAAUGUUUUAAUGUUUCCUUCAGACUGUAUAUAAUCCUUUCAUCUCUAUUUUUUGUAAUAUGAGCAAAUAUGCAGUAUUUUAAAUAUUUUGGAAUGGUUUGGAUGAACUUUGAGAUUGUCAGCUUGCUUACAUUCAGAUUUUCUGAAUAAUGGUGAUUAAAUGAAUAGCAGUGACACUUUUGGGGGUGGGGGGCUGUUAAAAGUAGUCAUCCGAGGGCAUCGAAUACUGUUCUUUCAUGGCCUACUGAUACAUGUGUAAAUUCAAAGUGCCCAUAAAACCCACACUAGCCAAUUUUAGUUUUUUAUGUUAAAUGCCCACCUUAAAAUCUUCAGCUGAGAUAAUGUGCCUUAUUUGUUGAUCACGUGCAUUCUUAUACAACACUGUAAAUCUUGUCAAAUUUUGAUAAUUUAUUGGAAUGUUGCUGUGAUCGAUGACCUGCGUUUCCCUUAGUUGAAUGUUAGCAAUUAAACCACUGUUCC